UACCAGUGUUGCUCUUCUCUCUUCUUCCAGAAACUUCCUCUGCUUCCAAACCCAAACCCACCACCUAUAAGAACCACACCACCGGCAUGAAUUCCUCAUCAGAAAAUCAAUUCCAACAUUUUCAUUUACAAAUCUUAGCAGAUCUCAGAGACUAAUCGCUGAAAAGCAAAAUGGAUUUGAGGGUCAUGGGUUUUGAUUCUCCACUCUUCUCAACCCUCCAACACAUGCUUGACGCCGGCGACGAUUCCGACAAGUCUCUCAACGCUCCCACCCGCACCUACGUCCGGGACGCCAAGGCCAUGGCGGCGACGCCGGCUGACGUCAAGGAGUACCCGAAUUCCUACACCUUCAUCGUCGACAUGCCGGGGCUGAGGUCCGGCGACAUCAAGGUUCAGGUGGAGGACGGCAAUGUGCUGGUGAUCAGCGGAGAGAGGAAGCGGGAGGAGGAGAAGGAAGAGAAGGAAGGCGCCAAGUAUGUGAGAACAGAGAGGAGGUUAGGCAAGUUUAUGAAGAAGUUUCGAUUGUCAGAGAAUGCAAAUACUUUAGGAUCUCUAAUAUGUCAAGAUGGUUUUUUGACCUUUGAGAAUGAGGGGCAAAAGGGCAUUUUAGUCUAUACGCAAGAAUCUUCCAGCAACUUCUUUUUACCGUUCUAA
This is a messenger RNA of Vitis vinifera (wine grape), 653 nucleotides long. Its product is annotated as 17.3 kDa class II heat shock protein. The transcript has 3 exons. The coding region runs from base 171 to 653 and encodes 160 amino acids. The record is from RefSeq and is a predicted model, not a curated record. Lineage: Eukaryota; Viridiplantae; Streptophyta; Magnoliopsida; Vitales; Vitaceae. Gene Ontology annotation, biological process: protein complex oligomerization; protein folding; response to hydrogen peroxide.